Diabrotica virgifera virgifera (western corn rootworm) is the source of this 514-nucleotide messenger RNA. RefSeq lists its product as uncharacterized. The transcript is spliced from 3 exons. The coding region runs from base 110 to 484 and encodes 124 amino acids. The record is from RefSeq and is a predicted model, not a curated record. Gene Ontology annotation, molecular function: calcium ion binding. NCBI's taxonomy places the organism in Eukaryota, Metazoa, Arthropoda, Insecta, Coleoptera, Chrysomelidae.
AUAAUAAAUUAUAUUAUUAUCGCAGGUCAUAUAUAUUUCAUAGUUUCGCAGUUUCUAAUAAGACAAUUACAAGUAUUAAAUCUUGUCUAUUAAAUCAAGUAUAUCUAAGAUGAAAUUAACUUUGUGUUACCUAUUUCUUUUUAUUAAUUUUGGUUUCAUCAGAUGCGAAUUGUCCGAAUACAGAAUAGGAUAUUUAUUACGAUAUUGCAUAGUGGUGUCAACUCCAGAGAGAAUUGCCUGUGAUGGACUGGUUUCUACAAUGGACAAAAACAAGGAUGGUCAUCUUACUGAUGACGAAUUGAAAUCCUUCGUUUCGGAAAAUUUAGCAGAAGUUGAUCAGAAGGAAUUUUUGGACAGACUAAGAGAAAUUAUAUUUCACAAUCAUAACCAGGAACGCAACCAUCUCGACCAACCGCAUGUACCCUGUACAGAUGCCAAAAAGAAACUUAUGGAAAAGCCACAUUUGAGAGAUUCAUUAGAGUAGUAUUUAAGUUUAAUAAAUGUUUUAAGUGUU